AUGAAGCGCCUCAUGAAGAAAAGAUUUGUGCCUUCGUACUACUACAGGGAAGUGCAUCAGAAGUUACAUUGGCUGACUCAAGGCUCUAAGUCUGUUGAAGACUACCAUAAAGAAAUGGAGAUGCUUAUUAUUACAGCCAACAUAGAAGAGGACACUGAGGUUACUAUGACACUAUUUGUGGGUGGUUUGAAUAGAGUAAUUGCUGAUGUGGUGGAGUUACAUCAUUAUGUAGAGAUGGAGGAUUUGGUCAGUAUGGCAGUGAAGGUGGCGAGGCAACAACAAAUAAGAGCACCAAGAGGAUUAUCUCAUGCUAAUCUAAAGUGGGAGUCUCGUAAUGCUGACACAACAAAGACUAAGGGUGUUGAACCCAAUGCGUUGUUUGAUGCUAUGAAGAAGAAAGGUAAUUCUAACUCUUCUUCUGCUACUUCUAGGCAUCGAGAUAUUAAAUACUUCAAGUGUCAUGAUAUGGGUCAUUAUGCUAGUGAUUGCCCAAACAUGAGAUUGAACGUUAUUAGAGGAGGUGAUAUUGUGUCUGAUUCUGAUCAUGGUGAUGAUUUUGAUCAUAAUAGUAUGUCAUUUUUGGAGGAUUGUUCUGAUGGUGAUGUUGAGUAUGCAGUCCAUGGUGAAUCUCUUGUUGUUAUACGUUGGUUGAAUGAUAGUGGAGAGAUCAAGGUUGACAAACAGGUGACAAUUGCAUUCUCUGUUGGAAAGUAUGUUAAUGAGGUCACUCUUGCUCCUUUAUCACCUAAGGAGGUUUACCUUGACCAGUUGAAACUUCAACAGGAUUCCAAGGGGAACAUGGGAUGUGAAUUCACAGAAAAAUCUAAGAGAAAAGAGGCUAUGAGAGAAAAGAAUAUAUCCGAAGGCCCAAAGAUGAGUGAAAAGAAAGAAAAUAGUCCAUGUCAUGAGAGUAGUGCAAAUACAGAGAAAAUUGAAAAAGUUGAGAGCAAAUUGUGUUUCGUUGCAAAAGAGAGAGAUUUAAAGAGUGCUUUAAUAGGCAACAAAACUUUGUUUAUGGUUCGGUUUAAGGAUAAUUUAUUCUCUGACACUGACUUUAACUCAAAUUUUCCAAAUAGCUUUGUCUCUUUGUUGCAGGAAUUUGCCGAUGUCUUUUCUACUGAUGUGCCACGUGGUUUGCCUCCAUUACAAAGGAUUGAGCACCAAAUUAAUUUUAUUUCUGGUGCUAGCAUUCCUAAUAGACCAGCCUAUAGGAGUAAUCCUGAAGAGACAAAGGAGCUUCAAAGGCAAGUGGAGGAGUUAUUAGCCAAAUGUCACAUCAGAGAGAGUAUGAGUCCAUGUGCUGUACCAGUUUUGUUGGUUCCAAAGAAGGAUGGUACUUGGCGAAUUUAUAGCACUUGUUUGGAUGACCACUUGUCAUAUGUUCCAACUGUUUUGGAAGUGUUUCGAAAAGAAAAUUAUAUGCCAAUCUUAAAAAGUGCACUUUUUUGUAUUGAUCAAGUUAUAUUUCUUGGUUUUAUUGUGAGUGCGAGUGAAAUCAAAGUUGAUGAGGAAAAGGUAAAUGCUAUUUGUGAAUGGCCGACGCCUAAGAAUGCUUCUGAGGUGUUGUUUUGA
Arachis duranensis is the source of this 1572-nucleotide messenger RNA. RefSeq lists its product as uncharacterized. The transcript is spliced from 5 exons. The record is from RefSeq and is a predicted model, not a curated record. Bases 1 to 1572 code for a protein of 523 amino acids. Gene Ontology annotation, molecular function: zinc ion binding; nucleic acid binding. NCBI's taxonomy places the organism in Eukaryota, Viridiplantae, Streptophyta, Magnoliopsida, Fabales, Fabaceae.